AUGGCUCUGACUUCUCCAAAAUCUGUAGCAGGGGAUUUGACACAAAGAGAAGAACUCAUGCUCCAUGAUGGAAACUGUUUCAAUUUCCUCUCUGCAAACAUCAUCACAAUAGUGGAAAGAUGUAUGAGUUCCAUGCAAGCUGGUACCCAAAUGAUCAAACUCCGUGGCAGUUCCAAAGGGUUGGUCCGCUUCUAUUACUUGGACGAGCACAAGUCAUGUAUUCGCUGGAGACCCUCUCGAAAGAAUGAGAAAGCCAAAAUUUCUAUCGACUCUAUUCAGGAGGUUUGCGAGGGGAAGCAAUCGGAGAUCUUUCAGCGCUAUGCCGAUGGCAGUUUUGAUCCUAACUGCUGCUUCAGCAUCUACUAUGGAGACCAUAUGGAAUCUCUUGACCUGGUAUCCUCCAGUGGAGAGGAAACACGCACCUGGAUCACAGGGCUAAAAUAUCUGAUGGCAGGGAUCAGUGAUGAAGACAGCCUCUCAAAACGCCAAAGGACCAGAGACCAGUGGUUGAAGCAGACAUUUGAUGAGGCAGAUAAAAAUGGUGAUGGCAGUCUGAGUAUUAGUGAAGUGCUCCAGCUAAUGCACAAACUGAAUGUGAACCUACCCCGACAAAAAGUCAAGCAAAUGUUUAAGGAGGCUGAUACGGAUGAUAAACAGGGCACGCUGGGCUUUGAUGAGUUCUGCGCCUUCUAUAAGAUGAUGUCAACACGACGUGAUUUGUACCUGCUGAUGCUCACCUACAGCAACCACAAGGACUACCUAGAUACAGAUGACCUGAGACGCUUUCUGGAGAUUGAACAGAAGAUGACAAAUGUGACUAAAGAACACUGCCUGGAAAUCAUCAGCAAGUUUGAACCAUGCCUGGAGAACAAGAAGGAGGGAGCUCUGGGGAUUGAUGGUUUCACCAAUUACAUGCGGAGUCCAUCAGGGGACAUAUUCAACCCAGAACACUACCAAGUGAAUCAGGACAUGAGUUAUCCUUUGAGUCACUAUUUCAUUACCUCUUCACAUAAUACCUACCUCAUGGGAGAUCAACUGAUGUCCCAGUCUAGGGUGGACAUGUAUGCAUGGGUGCUACAAUCUGGUUGUCGUUGCGUAGAAGUUGACUGCUGGGAUGGGCCGGACGGUGAACCAAUUGUCCACCAUGGAUACACUUUGACUUCCAAAAUUCUCUUCAAAGAUGUGAUUGAAACUAUCAACAAAUAUGCCUUUAUCAAGAAUGAGUACCCUGUUAUCUUGUCAAUUGAGAACCAUUGCAGUGUCAUUCAGCAGAAGAAGAUGGCUCAGUAUCUUAUAGAAAUUCUGGGAGACAAACUGGAUCUGUCUUCUGUGCACAAUGAAGAUUCUACCAAGCUCCCUUCCCCAGCAAGUCUUAAAGGAAAGAUACUGGUUAAGGGGAAGAAACUUCCAGCCAACAUCAGUGAUGAUGCAGAGGAAGGUGAAGUUUCUGAUGAGGACAGUGCUGAUGAGAUUGAUGAUGACUGUAAACUAAUGAAUGGAGAUGCAUCUACUAAUAGGAAAAGAGUGGAGAAUAUAGCAAAGAAAAAACUUGACUCACUGAUAAAAGAAUCCAAAAUCCGUGACUGUGAAGAUCCAAACAAUUUUACAGUUACCACUCUACCAUCAUCAGGAAAGGCUGGUCUAAAAUCAGAUAGUAAGAAGAAUAAACUUGAGGAUGAUGUGGAAUCUGUGGAAGACUUCAGUACUAAUAAAAGGCACAGCCGGUCAUUGAUGGGCAGUUUUUCUAAACGCAAGAAAAAAGGAAGCAAAUUGAAAAAGGCAACAAGUCUGGAAGAGGGUGAAGAUGAUUCGGAUUCUCAAGGAAAUUUAGCCAGGAGCUCUGUACAUUACAGCAGGAUAAACCAACAGAAGAAAACAAUGAAGCUGUCCAGGGCACUCUCUGACCUGGUGAAAUACACAAAGUCUGUUGGCAUCCAUGAUGUUGAAACUGAAAUCUCUUCCAGCUGGCAGGUUUCAUCUUUCAGUGAAACAAAAGCCCACCAGAUACUGCAGCAAAAGCCAGCACAGUAUCUACGUUUCAACCAGCAUCAGUUGUCCCGCAUCUACCCAUCUUCUUAUCGUGUGGACUCUAGCAACUACAAUCCCCAGCCAUUCUGGAAUGCUGGCUGCCAACUUGUUGCACUAAACUACCAGUCAGAGGGGAGAAUGCUGCAACUGAACCGGGCCAAAUUUAGUGCCAAUGGGAAUUGUGGCUAUGUCCUCAAACCAAACUGCAUGUGUCAAGGUGUCUUUAAUCCAAAUUCUGAAGACCCACUGCCUGGUCAAUUGAAGAAACAGCUGGUUCUAAGAAUUAUCAGUGGUCAACAACUCCCAAAACCACGUGAUUCCAUGUUGGGAGACAGAGGAGAGAUCAUAGAUCCAUUUGUUGAAGUAGAAGUUAUAGGCUUACCUGUUGAUUGCUUCAAAGAACAAACUAGAGUAGUUGAUGACAAUGGUUUUAACCCAAUGUGGGAGGAAACGUUGGUGUUCACAGUACACAUGCCAGAGAUUGCACUGAUUCGGUUCCUUGUGUGGGAUCACGAUCCAAUUGGGCGUGAUUUUAUUGGACAGAGAACAAUAGCUUUCAGCAGUAUGAUGCCAGGUUACCGACAUGUGUACCUGGAAGGUAUAGAAGAGGCAUCCAUCUUUGUUCAUGUGGCUAUUAACGACAUCUGUGGUAAGUGGGCUUCUCUAUCAAAAAAGUCUACUUUUAGAAGCAGAGCAUUUUUAGACGCCUUGAAGGCCAAACAAGCUCUAGGUCUAAAAGGCCUGUUUCUCAGAAAUCCAAAGCAGGCCUCUCUGGACAGUCAUGCUGCUGGUCAGCUCCAUCGCAAACAUUCCUUUAGCAGCCACAUCUUGAGACGGACAGCCAGUGCACCCGCCAAAAGCCAGAAGAAGAACAAGAAAGGCUUUCCUGAAAUUGCUUUUGACACAAAAGACACCAGCUCUGAAGGGGCUGGUGAAGACCGUGAAGUGGAACCUGCCUCACAGCCUCGCUUUGAGCAAGAGCCAGAAAGUGCUUCUCUGUCACCAGCUCCCCGAGAUGGUGCCAGUGGGGAGGUACAUGGCAAGGGGUUGAAAGUAGAUGCCUGCCAUUUCUCAAUACAGAGGUCAGUCACUUCUUUAUGCAGCCUAGAAACUAUCACUGAAGAGCCUGUUAUUGCCAAUGAAAACCAUCAUGCCAGCCUUUUCUUCCCUCUACCUGUUACUCCUUACAGUGAUUCUGAAGAAGGGUCUGUAUCUGAUCAUUCCACUGAAUCUCGAUCAGAAGUAAGCAGCACAUCCAACCAGCCUCAAGAAUCUCUACUCACUAGAGAACAAAGAACAAAUCUGGCUGCAGAAGUCCAAGUGCAGGUAGUCACAGGAGCAGCUGACACAAGUUUAGUAGUCCAAGAAGAUGAGAGAACAAGCAUGGCAGGAUGUCUCAAAGAAGAAAAUGGUUGGACACAGGCAUGCAGUAAAGCUGAAGACCAGUAUGGAUUGGCAGUGCAUCCUCAAAAAGCCUGGCUGGUAGUGGCAGCAGGUAAGACUGCUGGCCAACCUGUUGAAAACUCGCAGAAGCAAAAUGAACAACCAGGUCAGGUAUUAACAGACAUCAAAAGCACCAUUGAAUCCAACGGGCAGAAACUUGGUGCAGCAGCUGUUCUACUGCAGCAAAACAAUGUGAUUAACAGCACGCAGACAACUUUGCCUCCAGAUACUUUCCAGAAAGCCCAGGCUGCACAGGCUCUACCUGUUUCUGUUUCUCAGACGAGCUCUUACAUGUUAAUAAGAAGGUCAAAGAGUGAAGGACUGAAGAUGUCAGAUUCCUCAGCCUUAAUAAAAUUUCCAAGUAGCCUGUCUCCAGCAGCAGAAGUGUACUUUGAUGCCACUGUUAAUGACCGGAUCUGGAGCAAGCUAGAUUGCAGCAAUCAUCGUGACAGCAUGUCUUCCUCUUCCAGCAUGUCCUCCAAUGACACUGUGAUAGAUCUCUCUCUACCCAAUCUAGCUCGCAAAAGCCUCCCAGAUCUUGGCAUCCGUCAUGAAAAUUUUGAGCCCCUUGCCAUAAGAAAGGGUAUGCGCCCACGAUCUGCUACAACAUCUGGUAACGAGAUGCCAAUGGUGAGCAAGAGCAAAUCCAAUCCUAACUUGAGGUCUGGCCAGCUGCCAGCAGAUGAAUUGUGCCCCCGUCCUCUUGCCAGGAGCCCUCAAGAUGCAUUCUCCUCCAUUCCUAGAAGGCAUACCUGGAGCAGGCUGUACAUAGAAAGUCUCAGACAGUCUUCUAACAAAUCCAAAGCACAUGAUAUGGUUGGGAAUAACCAGGCAAAAUCCAAGAGUCUUGGAGACCUUACCUCUGAUGAUAUUGUGUGCACUUUUGAAAGCAAGUACCGUAGCAUCAGCAGGAGUUUUGUCACUCGAUCAAUGCGAGAGCAGCGCCGCUCUUCAGGCCUGAGAUCCUCAGUCAAAUCCCAGGAUGAACUGACUGAGCAGCUAAAGAAGCUGACAGCCUUUCAGCAGGAAAAUGAUAUCACUUCCCCUAUCAGUCUUGAUCCAACUGAAUCUGAAGAGGAAGGGGAGAGCUUGGGACUCCUUCGCAGGUCUUCAUCUCGCAGUCAGAGCAGGGUGCGGUACAUUGCCAACAGGGCUAAGCAAGCUCAGGAGAGACAGCGGCUGCAAAGCCUAGGCCAGCUCAGUGGGAGUCCCAUUGAGGAGAGAGGAAAUCCAGAGGGAGCCUGCAGCGUUGCAAAAGCAGUUUGUAUGGAUAUAGCUUCUCCUGCCGUGUUUACAUCCCAGCCUAAGAACCAAACUGAUUAUAACACCGACACAGAAGUCUUCUUUAUGCUGAAACUGUAAUUCUGGGGAGCACUGAAUAAGGCGAUGUUUACAUUCCUGUCAAAACAAAACGUAGUGACCU
Messenger RNA from Gymnogyps californianus (California condor), 4894 nucleotides. RefSeq names its product phospholipase C eta 2 (gene PLCH2). Gene Ontology annotation, biological process: phosphatidylinositol-mediated signaling; lipid metabolic process. The record is from RefSeq and is a predicted model, not a curated record. Gene Ontology annotation, molecular function: phosphatidylinositol-4,5-bisphosphate phospholipase C activity; calcium ion binding. NCBI's taxonomy places the organism in Eukaryota, Metazoa, Chordata, Aves, Accipitriformes, Cathartidae.